ACCUCCGGUAGUCACAUUUCGGGACCGUCGCGCACGGAGCCACGAACGGAGUUCGCACGCGCAGCACUGCAGCCCACCACUCCGUGUCAGGAGUUUUACACCCGACGUCGCCUUUUCACCAUGACAACGAGCUCCGUAACGACCACCUCGGUGACAGAGAGGAAAAAGCACCUCGAGAACAAUGAUGAUCAGGAUGACCAGCAGCUGCCGGAGAACAGCAGCGACACCGAGAGUGAGGUGGUGUCCAAGGAGCCUUUCAAGAUGGAAAUCGUCUGGCGCAACGUGUUCCUCUUCGUUGGGCUCCACAUUGGGGCCGCGUGUGGCCUCUACUGCGCCAUCUUCACGGCCAAGUGGCAGACAAACCUUUUGGCCUUCAUUGGACUUGGUAUCGCCGGCGUCGGCUCUUCAGUGGCAGCCCACCGACUCUGGUGCCACCGCACGUUCAAGGCGAAGCUGCCACUCAGGAUAAUGCUCAUGAUUGCCAACUGCUUCGCGCUCCAGAACGACAUAUAUGAGUGGACACGGGACCACCGGGUACACCACAAGUUCUCGGACACAGAUGCCGACCCGCACAACAUCAAUCGUGGCUUCUUCUUCGCGCACAUGGGUUGGCUCAUGUGCAAAAAACAUCCCGAGGUGUUCCGCAAGGGCGCCACCGUCGACUGUUCCGACGUGCUGCAGGAUCCCGUCGUUGCCUUCCAGAGGAAGUACUACGUUCCUCUAGUGACGCUAUUUUGCUUCGUGCUGCCGACGCUCGUACCCAUGUGGCUGGUGGGCGAGACGUUCUGGAACGCGCACCUGGUGAAUGGCCUGCUGCGCUACACCAUCAGCCUGCACAUGACGUGGCUGGUGAACAGCGCGGCACACACCUGGGGCUACCGGCCGUACGACAAGAACAUCGCGCCCACGGAGAACCCGGCCAUGUCCGUAGGAAUGUUUGGCGAGGGCUUCCACAACUUUCACCAUGCUUUUCCGCAGGACUACAAGAGCAGCGAGUUCGGGCCACUGCUGAACCCUGCCACUAUCUUCAUCGAUCUGAUGGCGCUGAUCGGCCAAGCGUACGAUCUCAAGACGACGCCCAAGCACUUGAUUGACAAACGCAUCGAGAGGACCGGCGACAAGAAGCAGCACUACUUGAGGGCAUUCGCAUCUACUUGAGCCGGGAGAAUUUAGCAAAGGCUAGGAGCAGGGACGGCGCAUUACUACGUAUACCUGAAUAGUGCAUUUCUUCGGGGGCAUACUGCGUUCUCACUCAUUUAUUCGGUAUUUUCGCCUCACACUUCCUUAUUUUGACACCCAUUGCAUUGGUAAUCUCAACGGCUUUACCACGGCCCUCCUUACUCACGUCAUCUCCCCCCCCCCCCUCCCCCAACCAACCCUCACCUGCUUCCACUCUUGGCAAACACCUGACACCUCCACGAGCGAAACGCGUAGUAACGGGUAAUUCACGAGCAAGACCAGCAAAACUAAACUUUCUUAAUCGAUUAGUUGUCCAUAUUAAUUCAGCAACAUUUGUAUAUAUUAGGCAACUUUGUCUGCUAUGGUAAAAUGUACCACGCUACAUUGAAUUGGACCUGGCACAAUACGCGCUAAGGUGGCUGGUGGCGGAUAUCGAAGCGACGACGGCCACAGAAGUAGCGGUUUAUACCAAGGCUCUCUGAUAUCAGAUGGAGCAGGAUGUAUCCAUAGAAGCGUGCGCACUGAAUAUACGGCUCUACAACAAGGUGGUUGCACGAAGGGCUUCAUAAGGACGCCUUAACUAGAAAGGCUGAACCAACAAAUUGUCUAAAGAAAGCAUCCUUUGAGCACGUGUAUGACAUACGUGACCAGCUACGCAAAGUUUACUCUGAUGGGAUUAUAUUAGGGCCAUGCGAGUAGGCAUCUGCGUCAAGUGAUUGGUCACUUCCGUUGCUUUAUAGUAGCUAGCUUGAUCGUCCCACCGCUGUCUGCUUCUAGUACCACCAGCCUCUACUACACUACUGCUUCGUUAAACUGGAGCUCGUAUACCUCUUUUUUAAUUAUUUUAUUCCUUCAACUUGUUAAUUUCUUGGAAAUAUUCAACCUUGGCAAGCCCUCACUUUGCACCUGAAGCUCUGCUUUAGGCUUCGCGCUCACAGGUCUUGUCAUUUAAAGUAGCUAUUAUCUUUACUAGUGUUAUAUUUGCUGAUUUUUGUUUUUCACACGUUCGGCGUCUACUAUUGAAACCAUUGUUUUCUUCUAUAGACAGUUGCUGUACAAUGUGAUAUUAGGGCAAUUUUAUUUACUGACAUUUGUAGUGUCAACGACGCAGGAUCGAGCUUGAUAUGAGCGACUCCGCAGGCAUGUGAUGUUUUAUGUUGUGCAAUGUUUAGUGUCUGUGUUUGUGUGUGUGUGUGUAAUGUAUAAGUUAUGGUCAUCGCAAACAUUCAUUGUUGCAUGUGGCAUUAUUACUUAUCUUCGGUGAAUGUUUCAUAACUUGCCCGGGACUUCACCUGUGUAAGGGCGAAGAGCUGCAACUUGUACACCUUUAGCAAUACUACGAAAAAAUUUUAACGUGCCUUCUUCAGAGCAACGUGAAUGCCUUGAAAACUUACACAACUGACAGCUAUAUGUAAGCGUCGCCUCAAUCCUAUGGCUCGAAUAUGUUCGUAUACAUGAUUUCUAUUUUGGUUACGCAUGACCUAUGCAGUCUGUGUUUGUUAAUACUUGUGAGUGUAUGGUGAAUGUUGAUUAAUAAAAGGCACUUAUUCAUACACA
Messenger RNA from Dermacentor andersoni, 2736 nucleotides. RefSeq names its product acyl-CoA Delta-9 desaturase-like. The record is from RefSeq and is a predicted model, not a curated record. Gene Ontology annotation, cellular component: endoplasmic reticulum membrane. Gene Ontology annotation, molecular function: stearoyl-CoA 9-desaturase activity; iron ion binding. NCBI's taxonomy places the organism in Eukaryota, Metazoa, Arthropoda, Arachnida, Ixodida, Ixodidae. Gene Ontology annotation, biological process: unsaturated fatty acid biosynthetic process.